This is a messenger RNA of Lampris incognitus (smalleye Pacific opah), 3971 nucleotides long. RefSeq names its product family with sequence similarity 76 member B (gene fam76b). The coding region runs from base 37 to 1041 and encodes 334 amino acids. The transcript has 10 exons. Lineage: Eukaryota; Metazoa; Chordata; Actinopteri; Lampriformes; Lampridae. The record is from RefSeq and is a predicted model, not a curated record.
UUCAUUUUAAACUCUGGUGACUUUUGUUCGGCGAGGAUGGCUACGUCGGCUCUGUACGCGUGUACGAAGUGUAACCAGCGGUACCCUUUCGAAGAACUGUCGCAGGGGCAGCAACUCUGCAAGGAAUGCCGCAUCGCACAUCCCAUAGUGAAGUGCACGUACUGCAGAUCUGAAUUUCAGCAGGAAAGUAAAACAAAUACGAUCUGCAAGAAAUGUGCCCAGAACGUAAAACAAUUUGGCACGCCCAAACCCUGUCAGUACUGUAACAUCAUAGCAGCUUUUAUAGGGACAAAAUGCCAGCGCUGUACCAACUCAGAAAAGAAAUAUGGGCCGCCACAGACCUGUGAGCAGUGCAAACAGCAAUGCGCCUUUGACCGCAAGGAGGAGGGCAGAAGAAAGGUGGAUGGUAAGCUGCUGUGCUGGCUCUGCACUCUGUCAUACCGGCGUGUCCUUCAGAAGACCAAGGAGCAGAGGAAGGGCUUUGGCUCCUCCAACUCUUCAUCUCUGAAUGAGAAGGAUCACCACUCCAGACAGCAUCAUCACCAUCAUCACCACCAACACAGGCAUAGCAGCUCUCACCACAAACUGAGUGGGAGCCUGAGUCCAGAGCAGGAGCCCGGACUGUGGAAACAGAGCCAUAAGUCGUCUUCAAUCCAGAAGGAGACUCCAAAGAAAAAACCAAAACUGGAGAUGAAGCCAUCCAAUGGGGACAGUAGUUCCAUCACUCAAUCUAUGGAUUCUGGUGGAACAGACAACUUCAUUCUCAUUAGCCAACUGAAGGAGGAGGUAAUGUCACUGAAGAGACUUCUGCAGCAAAGGGACCAGACCAUCCUAGAGAAGGAUCGCAAGCUCACAGAGCUCAAAGCAGACUUUCAAUACCAGGAAUCCAAUAUGAGAGUGAAGAUGAACAACAUGGAGAAAGCACACAAAGAAGCCAUGGAACAGCAACAGGCAAAGAACAGAGAGUUGAUGAAACAAGUUGCCGCCCUCUCAAAGGGAAAAAAGUUUGACCGGACAGGAGGUUCACUGCUCUUACCCUAACAAUAGGCCCUAUCAGUAACAAUACAGAGUGGCUUCAUUGUCGUAACACUGUGAAAGUUCUCCCGCCUGUGUUUCCUCGUUCAUGGCCAUCGACAUUGAUUACACUGAUCAGCCAAAACGUUAAAACCCCUGACAGGUAAGUGAAUAACAUUGAUUAUCUCAUUACAAUGGCACCUGUCAAGGCAUGGGCUAUAUUAGGCAGCAAGUAAACAGUCAGUUCUUGAAGUUGAUGUGUUGGAAACAGGAAAAUUGGGCAAGCGUAAGGAUCUGAGCGACUUUGACAAGAGCCAAAUUGUGAUGGCCUAGACGACUGGUCAGAGCAUCUCCAAAACGGCAGGUAUUGUGUGGUGUUCCCGGUUUGCAGUGGUCAGUACCUACCAAAAGUGGUCCAAGGAAGGACAACCAGCAACAGGGUGUUAGGUGCCCAAGGCUCAUCGAUGCAUGUGGGGAGCGAAGGCUAGCCUGUCUAGUCCGAUCCCACGGAAGAGUUACUGUAGCUCCACCUACUGCAAAAGUUAAUGCUGGGUAUGAGAGACAGGUGUCAGAACACAGUACAUCGCAGCUUGCUGCGUAUGGGGCUGCCUAGCUGCAGAUCAGUCAGAGUGCCCAUGAUGACCCCUGUCCACUGCUUAAAGUGCCUACAAUGGGCACGUGAGCAUCAGAGCUCGACCAUGGAGCAAUGGAAGAAGAUGGCCUGGUCUGAUGAAUCACAUUUUCUUUUACAUCAUGUGGACGGCUGGGUGCAUGUGUGUCACUUAGGUGGGGAAGUGAUGGCACCAGGAUGCACUAUGAGAAGAAGGCAAGUCGGCGGAGGCAGUGUGAUGCUCUGUGCAAUGUUCUGCUGGGAAACCUUGGGUCCUGGUAUUCAUGUGGAUGUUACUUUGACACAUACCACCUACCUAAACAUCGUUGCAGACCAAGUUCACCCCUUCAUGGCAACGGUAUAGCCUGAUGGUGGUGGCCUCUUUUGGCAGAAUAAUGCGCCCUGCUACACUGCAAAAAUUGUUCAGGAAUAGUUUGAGAAACAUGACAAAGAGUUCUCCAAAUUCCCCAAAUCUCAAUCUGAUCGAGCAUCUGUGGGAUGUGCUGGAAAAACAAGUCUGAUCCAUGGAAGCCCCACCUCGCAACUUACAGGACUUUUAGUAUCUGCUACUAAUAUCUUUGUGCCAGAUACCAGAAGACACCUUCAGAGGUCUUGUGGAGUCUAUAACUUGACACAUCAGAGUUGUCUUGGUGGCAUGAGGAGGACCUAUACAAUAUUAGGCAGGUGGUUUCAAUGUUUUGGCUGAUCGGUGUAUGUUCUCAAUUGGUAAAUCCAGAGAUCAUGGUGUACAUGGAAAAUCAUCAAUUGAAUCAAUCCUCCAAUUCUCACCAUAUUUCAGAUGUUUUGACUAUGACUUUGCCACUGGAUGGGAUGUGACUGUAGAAGAAGUGGAGGAUGAAGCCCUCAUUCUAACACUGCCGGGCCAAAAAAAAAAAAGAAAAAAAGAAAAAAAAGCAUGGUUUGCCUAUGUGGAUAACAUUUUUUCAACUUCAUAUAUCCACUUGAUUUCUAUGGAUGUCAUGCAAUUUAUUUAUUCAACUGUAAUACUUAGCUUUUUGUUUUUUCUCACAGCAUACUCAGAUUCUCCCGCAUUUUGGGAUUUUCUUCAAUAGCAAUUAGUUAUAUUUUUCUAAAUGGACAUGAUUAUGGAAGAGAAGUUCUCCUUGACAGAGACCCUCUCAACUUUACAAUGUAUGCAAAUGUGGGCAGGGUGAUUGCAGAGUUGCUGGCCAGCAGAAGAGAGCUCUUGCUAUAAAUCCGAAAACAACCAAUGAACAUUUUGAAAGGCUGUUUCUAAGAGACACCUCUCGACUGCCCUCUUUCUCACUGUGUGACAGCUGUAGUGCUUUGCUGUUUCUCUUUAGUGGAACGAUUGUAAUACUGCAUGAUUUAAGAAGAAGAAGAAAUACUUUAUUGAUCCCCAUGGGGAAAUUGAUCCUCUGCAUUUGACCCAUCCUACUAUACACACACUAGAAGCAGUGGGCAGCCGUGUAUUUCCCACACACACACACACACACACACACACACACACACACACACACACACACACACACACACACACACACACACACACACACACACACACACACACACUAGGAGCAGUGGGCAGCCGCAGUGCAGCGCCCAGGGACCAACUCCAGUUCUUAUGCCAUUUCCCUGGUCAGGGGCAUUGACAGGAGUAUUAACCCUAACAUACAUGUCUUUUGAUGAUGGGAGGAAACCAGAGCACCCGGCAGAAAACCAUGCAGACAUGGGGAGAACAUGCAAAUUCCACACAGAAAGGACCUGGGAUGGCCAGGGUUUGAACCCAGGACCUUCUUGCUGUGAGGCAACAGUGCUAACAACUGGGCCACCAUGCUGCCCAAUACUACUGCCAUAUACCGGCUGGCAUUGUGGUUUCAUGUACUGUAAUGUCCUUUUAAACUUCUCUUUUCCCUCUUUUAAUAAGUUUUUUAAGAAUCACUUGUAAAGGUUUUCGCUGGGGUCAGCCAUUGUAUUUAAACUAUUGCUUGUAUCUGUUCUAGUGAGUAUCUGUAUGGUAAGGCCAGUUGAAAUUAGCACAUCUGUAGAAUAAUGUUUUUAAAAGAAACACACCUUUCACCUUGCAUUACUGAACUGGUUUCAUACUGUGGCAUACAGGAUCACUUUUGUACUUUUUCCAAACCCAACAUUUUAAAACUAUUAAAACUGGCUGAACAAAUCUCAUUGUUGGUUUUUACAAGUAUUAACCUGUAGUUCAUUUGAACUUUUAAGUUUAUUUCCUCUAUUUGGGGACCAUUUGUACCUUUGGUUGUGAACAAGAAUUAUUUUAUAUAUAAUGUAAGAAAUUACUUUGUCCAGGUUUUUUUGUUGUUUGUUUUUUUUGCCCCUAAGUGGUGCUGGCUUA